AUGCCGGACAACCAAAUAUUCAAGGCCACCUAUAGUGGGAUCCCUGUCUACGAAAUGAUGUGCAAAGGAGUUGCCGUCAUGCGCAGGCGUGCAGACUCUUGGCUCAAUGCAACCCAGAUUCUCAAGGUCGCCGGCUUCGACAAGCCACAACGAACACGUAUACUGGAAAGAGAAGUACAGAAAGGGGAACACGAGAAGGUACAAGGAGGUUAUGGGAAGUACCAAGGCACCUGGAUACCCCUGGACAAAGGUCUUGCGCUUUCUCGCCAGUAUGGGUGCGAACCAGUUCUCCGUCCCAUCAUCGAUUUCCAGCCAGAAGCGAAGAGUCCCCCUCUCGCACCGAAACACCUCGUCUCCGCGCAGUCCUCCAAGGCUAACAUUCGCCGUGGUGGUGAGCCUACGGGCGACUCAGCCAUCAACACCCGGUCCUCAAAACGUGCCGGACAGGAUGCCCCUGCUUCUGAUGUUGAGACCCUUUCUGUGCGCGGGUCUGAAGAUGGCACAAUGACACCUUCUCCUUCCGAAGCGUCUUCAAGUUCUCGCACACCAUCGCCCAUUCGAAGUAGCCCGGGACCUUCAGCCUCUGCCUCGAAUGCCAUAGAUGAUGACGAACGGUCACCUUCCCCGGCGCCCACUUCCCGCAAACGGAAACAUCGACACGUAGACGAAGAAGAGGGCUCUGAUGGCGACCAUUUCGGUGCAAAUGGAGUUGACCACGCCGCCUAUGGAGACCAGAUUCUUGAAUACUUCAUAUCCGAUUCCAACCAGAUACCCGAAAUCCUCAUCAAUCCUCCUCCUGACUUCGACCCGAAUAUGGCCAUCGACGACGACGGUCAUACGGCACUACACUGGGCCAGCGCCAUGGGUCGCAUACGCGUGGUGAAGCUAUUGCUGUCUGCCAACGCCGAUAUCUACAAGGUCAACAAGGCCGGCCAGACCGCCCUCAUGCGUAGUGUCAUGUUCGCGAACAACUACGACGUCCGCAAAUUCCCCGAGCUAUACGAAUUGCUCCAUAGGUCCACGCUCAACAUCGACAACAGUAAUCGCACCGUAUUCCACCACAUCGUCGACGUCGCCAUGUCGAAGAGCAAGACUCACGCCGCUCGUUACUACAUGGAGACCGUUCUGCAGCGAUUAGCGGACUACCCUCGAGAACUUGCAGACAUCAUCAACUUUCAAGAUGAAGAUGGGGAGACCGCUCUCACCAUGGCCGCACGAUGUCGAAGUAAACGACUGGUCAAGUUGCUGCUGGACCAUGGCGCCGACCCCAAGAUUGCGAAUCGUGACGGAAAGACGACCGAGGACUAUAUCCUGGAGGACGAACGAUUCCGAUCCUCGCCCGUUCUCCCCCCACGUCAGCUGUCAUCCCGCAGCGCCGACGGCUCUCUCGCCUACCCCCCUUCCACGUACACCCUUCUCACCCAAGGCGACCGCCCCUCCAUCCACUACUCCGUUACGGGCCAGAAGACCGCGACGCGCUGCGUGGGUGACAUCACGAUCAUGCUCGACAGCCUUGCCUCCGCAUUCGACCAGGAGCUCAAAGAGAAGGACCGCGAUCUCACCCAGGCUAGCGCGCUCCUGAACAACAUCCAGUCCGAGAUCCUCGAGUCGCAGCGGACAGUCGGCCAUCUCAAGGCGCAGGCUCAAGGCCUGCCGGGGAGCCAACAGGCCGUAACGCAGUUGGAAGACGAGCUCCGCAGGAAGAUGGGGAAGCGCUUCCGGCUCGGGUGGGAGAAGUGGGUCAAGGACGAGGAGGAUCGAGAACGCACGAUCCGAGACGCAUCGGGAGGCCAGCUCGUCUCCGCCACGGGCGAGCCCGUUUCUGACCUCCUGGCGAUCCACUCGGACGUCCCCUCGGAUCCAGAGGAGCUGCGGCGGGAGUGCGAGAAGCUUAGGGAAGAGCUCGCGGGACACCGGGCGCGGCGGAAGGACAAGUUCGAGAACUUGGUGAAGUUCCAGGCAGAGACGGGCACUGGUGGGAGGAUGGCCGAGUAUCGGCGACUCAUCAGCGCAGGGUGUGGAGGCAUCCCCCCAGAGGAGGUGGAUGGCGUCGUGGGGAUGCUUUUGGAGACGUUGGAAGCGGAGGAGCCGAGUUCAUCAACCGCCUGGAAUGGUUCCAUAAUGGCGCGUGCCGGGCAUUCGACAAGCUAA
Messenger RNA from Epithele typhae, 2151 nucleotides. Its product is annotated as apses-domain-containing protein. The transcript has 5 exons. NCBI's taxonomy places the organism in Eukaryota, Fungi, Basidiomycota, Agaricomycetes, Polyporales, Epitheliaceae. Gene Ontology annotation, molecular function: transcription regulator activity; protein binding; DNA binding. Bases 1 to 2151 code for a protein of 716 amino acids. The record is from RefSeq and is a predicted model, not a curated record. Gene Ontology annotation, cellular component: MBF transcription complex; SBF transcription complex.